AUGACGGAAACAACACCUGAACAGCAAGUAAAUCGAUGUAAGCAGCUCAGUACUCUGUUUAGCAAAAUCAAUUUAUACGAUGAAAAAGAAAAUUUAUCUCUUGUCGAUCAGCUACUUUCGACACAAAUUUUUCUUUUCUUCUUUAUUAGUUUUCUUUUUAUCAUUACGAUUUUUGCUGCUGUUAGUGUUCAAACAUACAGUGAGACAGUUGAAUCACCAUCAGAAGCACUUUUUGAUUAUUUAUCUCUUCAUUAUCGCACUACACUUUCAUGUCCGUGUCAACAAUCAUCAAUAUCACAAAAGAAUUUUAUUUCAUUUGAUCCUCAUUAUCAUCCAAUAUGUUCGAGUCAAUUGACCAAUCAAUCAUUUAUUUCUUUAUUUUUAUUCGAUGCAAAAAUGAGCGAAUAUUGGCCUUUGGAUUAUCGAGUUAUGAUGGCGUCUCAUUUUCAAAUACUUUCUCUCUUUUGUCAAUCACUUCAACAAACAAUAUCAAGUAAACUCGAGGAAUUUGUUGCGAAACAGUUCAUUAGCAAUGAAGUUUUAUUUCGCGAUAUUUUUGAAGUUCAAAUCACAGGACUUUUUCAACAGAUGAAAAUAAAUACAAUCGCUAAUAAUCGAUAUAUGCGUGAAACUAUCUGGUUCACUAUUACCGGAAAUCGAAUAUUGUCUUCAUUACGUACGAACAUUGCUAUACAGUACAGCCCAAAUGCAGCUGGGAGUGGAUAUGAAGCUUCAUUGAUCUACGCAGGUGUGAAUAAAUCUUGUUCGUGCUAUGGUUUAGACAGUUGUGUACAUCAAGCCGGUAUUUACAAUUGGACAGGACGAAGUGGAGUGGAUAUCAAUACAGUUUUUGGCAACUUAAAUACUGAUCCACCAAUAUUAUUCUCCAUUCCUGGUAUGUUGGUUGGAUGUUUACCCUAUAAUUCAUUAUUGAAAUCUACAUUAGAAUGUCUCUUUGAUCAACAAUGUAUUGAUACAUUUCGAACAUUUAUCAAUAUUUUACCGUUAAUAAAGCCACUUUCAUCAUCCAAUUUUCCAGUUAAUACUACAAUAAAUGAAUUACUGGAUAAUUUAUUGAUUGAAUCUUGGAAUGAACAUAUUAACUUCACUAAUUAUUAUCAUGUCUGUUCACCAUCUACUUGCACGUAUUUAUACAAUCAAAGAUUCAGUUUGGUUUUUAUUAUUUUAACAUUAACUAGUCUAUUUGGUGGUUUAAAAACGGUUACCUAUUUUUUAGCGCCAUUAAUUGUUAAAAUUCUACAGCGAAUCAAGAAAAAACGUCUUUCAAAUAUAAGUGAACAAUCAACAUCAAAUGAGAAAAGUCGUCGAAAAGAACGUUGUAUUGAAUUUAUCAAUCAAAUUUGUCAAGAAAUUCGCACUCUGAAUUUAUUUCCUCAGUCUUCUGAUGUUCAAAAUGGAAUUUAUUCAACUCGUCUCUAUAUUUUAUUUUUAACUAUUGGAAUAAUCAUUUUAGUUGUUUAUAUUGCAAUUUCUGUUCGAACUCGAAGUGUAACAAUUCUUAAACCCACAAUAGACCAAUAUGAAGAACUAUUUGCACGAUAUUCAUCGACACUUAAUUGUCCGUGUAGCCAAUUUUCAAUUUCUCAUUCAGCAAUUGUAACUGUUCAACCAUAUUACCAUCAAAUAUGUUCAAGAGUUUUUAUUAAAGAGUUUUUAUUAUUGUAUAAAAAGAUCCCGUAUAUUGGUAUAGUCAAUCCGUUUGAUUUCCGUCUGCAAUAUUUGUCAUGGUUUGCAUCACUGGAUUUAUUAUGUCAAGGGGCAAAUACAACUAUAACUAAUCAAUUGACUACUUUCAAUGAUACACAAUUUGUUAGUGGUCAAGUGUUACCAGAAGUUAUAUUUCGAUCUCAAAUGGAUACUUUGAUCCAACAAUUUCAAAAUCAAGUAUUAAUCAAAAAUAAAAAGGUUGCUCUUUUUUUUUAUUCAGAUUGUCUUUUGAUUAAUUUAGACCAUUGUUUUGUUUCGUCAGUCGUUUCAACUUCUUCGAAAUGCAAUUCAGUCUGGCGAUUUUAUUCGGCAAAUGAUUAUGAAAAUCAAUGCUCAUGCGGUACAAAUAGUUCGUGUAGACGUCCUCAAGGAUUCUAUUGUCGAAGAGCUGGUUGUCUUUCAUCUACAUCAAAGCCCAACCAAACAAUACCUGGCUUAUUUGUCAGUUGUUUAUCGAUGGAUUCUGUACUUAUCUCAUCACUUGAAUGUUUCUACAAUGCUUCUUGUAUUGAAAUGCUUUAUGACUGGAUUCUAUUUGAAAUACCAAACGUUGUAAUCAAUGCAUCUGCUGCUGAAGUAACUCCACUUGAUCCAUCCGUUAAUAGUCGCUUUCCGAUCGAUAUGACUGUAGAUGAAAUUAGUUUUCAAUUAUUCAUUGAAAAUUGGACAGAUUCUGUUAGUUUCAUCAACUAUUAUCAUCAUUGUGCACCAACUGAAUGCAUAUACACUUUUCAGGAACGUUUUAAUCUGCUUUAUCUGAUCUCAACUAUUUUAGGUAUUGCUGGUGGUUUGUCUAUUGCCCUUCGAAUUCUAAUUCCAUUAUUCGUUAAAUUCUUUCGACGAAUAUAUCAUUGCCAAUAUUCUAACCGAUCGCAAACUUUAAUCAAACCAUCAGAUAUCAUCAUUCGUAUUCGACAAUUAAAUUUGUAUCGUAAAAAGUUGAAUAAUGAACCAAGUGAUGUGAUAUUAAUUCAUCGUCAGCAAAAAGCAACACGAUUCUAUUUGAUUAUUUUUUGUUUAUCAAUGAUUAUUAUUCUCGUGUUCAUUAGUUUCAGUACACAAGUUCAUUCUGAAACUGUUUCAUCUCCAAGAGAAUCGACGUUUGAACUCUUAAAAAUUCAAUAUUCAUCAACCAUAUCUUGUCCAUGUUCACAAGUUGCUAUUCCAUAUUCACAAUUUCUUUUUGUCAACGUCUCAGCUUACCAUCAAAUUUGUUCAAGUUAUUUUAUUUCUUCGACGUUUCUAAAGAGAAUAUGGGGAACAGACACAGUAGGAGAUUAUAUCCUGUAUCUCGAUGCAAAAGUCUUAAGUGCUCAAUUGCGUACUCUAUCAUCAUUGUGCACUCUUGCUAAGAAUGCAAUUGAUCAAAAGAUUGAUAUUUUCUAUUCACAAAGAUUGAUUACCAUUGAACCGUUCACUCGUUUAUCGUUUCAGACACAAGUCAAUUCAAUGAUUGAAAAUUUUAUCAGUCAAUCGCCAGUAGAUUUUCGACAAACACUCAGUCAUAUCAUUGGUGUACUUCGUACAAAUCAAUUACAAAAUACAUUUCUCACCAAUUGGGCUUUAACGAAAUCAAACGCGGCUAAUGAUUCUAUGUUAUCAACACGUUCUAGAGCUUACAAUGAAAGUGGUCAGAUGUGCUCAUGCGCAACUUCAUCAACAUGUACAAGAUCAACUUUUCAGACAGGACUUAUAAUUAACAAAACAGUAGACGGAAUAGUAAUGGGAUGUUUGCCAAUAUAUGGUCUUCGCUUCUCUUCUCUUCGAUGUUUUUACAAUUCUACUUGUUUGAAAAGUUUAACUGAUUUUAUCGGCAUUACUGAUGUUUUAAAACCUCUCAAUGAUUCGAUAGAAACGCGUUUUAAUCCAAUACCAUUAAGUUCUAUUGGUACAUUAAUUGAUGAAUUAUUUAUUGAAAUAUGGAAAAAUUCAAGUAAUUAUUCAAGUUAUUAUUCUACUUGUGCACCAUUAGCAUGUCGAUAUAGUUAUACCGAAAGAAAUAGUCCUUUGUAUAUGAUAACAACAAUUCUUGGAUUGUAUGGUGGAUUAACAGUCGGGUUGAAAUCUGUUAUUUGGUAUGUUUUACUUCUAUAUUGGAAAAUUUGUCAAUACAUUAGAAAUCGUCGAGGAUAUGUUGAACCCGUAACAGAAAAUUUAUCGUGA
This is a messenger RNA of Adineta ricciae, 3891 nucleotides long. The record is from the annotation of a GenBank genome assembly. NCBI's taxonomy places the organism in Eukaryota, Metazoa, Rotifera, Eurotatoria, Adinetida, Adinetidae.